AUGAAUAGAAACAAGGAUAAAGACAAGAAUACAGAGAAUACAGAUGCUGCUCCUGUUCACAAUGUCAUAGAGCAAGUAUUUUGCAUCAAGAAAAAGGCCUAUGAAUCUUGUCAUGACAAAACCUCAGAAGAUGAAAGUGAUGUUGAAAAUGACAGACAGAAUGAUGAUCUCUGCUGCAGCUAUAGAAGAUACAAAGAUUUCAGUGAAAGAAGUGAAUAUGCUGUUAAAUAA
Blastomyces gilchristii SLH14081 is the source of this 231-nucleotide messenger RNA. RefSeq lists its product as uncharacterized. Bases 1 to 231 code for a protein of 76 amino acids. The record is from RefSeq and is a predicted model, not a curated record. Lineage: Eukaryota; Fungi; Ascomycota; Eurotiomycetes; Onygenales; Ajellomycetaceae. The transcript is spliced from 2 exons.